This is a messenger RNA of Entelurus aequoreus (snake pipefish), 2628 nucleotides long. Its product is annotated as plasma alpha-L-fucosidase-like. Gene Ontology annotation, cellular component: lysosome. The transcript has 7 exons. The record is from RefSeq and is a predicted model, not a curated record. Gene Ontology annotation, biological process: glycoside catabolic process; fucose metabolic process. NCBI's taxonomy places the organism in Eukaryota, Metazoa, Chordata, Actinopteri, Syngnathiformes, Syngnathidae. Bases 157 to 1530 code for a protein of 457 amino acids. Gene Ontology annotation, molecular function: alpha-L-fucosidase activity.
CCGCAAACCAGUCGACUUAAUAACAAGCCUACCCACUUUUUUACGUAACCAACCAACUUCCUUGUCUGUUGUUUACGGAAGUGUCGCGAUGAACGCGAACGGCUUCAAAUGUACUUUUAGGACCGAAUUUGAAAUUAUUUCCUAACAUUACAUCACAUGGCGGUCUUUGGCGUGGAGAUUCUUGUUCUUCUCGUCUGCCUGCUGUGCACCUGCGGCACCGCAGAGAAGUACCAACCGAACUGGGAGUCCAUCGACUCCAGGCCGCUGCCAGGCUGGUACGACCAGGCCAAGUUCGGCAUCUUCAUCCACUGGGGGGUCUUCUCUGUGCCCAGCUUCGGCAGCGAGUGGUUCUGGUGGUACUGGCAAGGUGCGAAAAAGAAGCCGUAUGUUGACUUCAUGCAGAAAAAUUACCCCCCCGACUUUAAGUACCAAGACUUUGCUCCACAAUUCACCGCCGAGUUCUUCGACGCCAAAGAAUGGACGGACAUCUUCGCCUCGUCGGGCGCCAAGUACAUCGUCCUGACCACCAAACACCACGAAGGUUUCACGCUGUGGGGCUCCAGCACCUCCUGGAACUGGAACGCCGUGGACGUCGGACCCAAGCGGGAUCUGGUGGCGGAGGUGGCCGGCGCCCUGCGGGACAACAGCGACCUGCGCCUGGGCCUCUACCACUCGCUGUUCGAGUGGUUCAAUCCGCUCUUCGAGAUGGACGCCGCCAACAACUUCACCACCAACCACUUCCCCGUCUUGAAAAGUCUUCCGGAGCUUUACGAGCUGGUGGUCAAGUACAAGCCGGACGUGCUGUGGUCUGACGGCGACGGAGACGGGCCGGACCAGUACUGGAACAGCACCGGAUUCCUAGCCUGGCUCUACAACGACAGUCCAGUCCGGGACACGGUGGUGACAAACGACCGCUGGGGUCGCGGCUCCAUUUGCAAGCACGGCGGCUACUACACCUGCUCCGACCGCUACCAGCCGGGCCACCUGCUGGCGCACAAGUGGGAGAACUGCAUGACCAUCGACCGCAAGUCAUGGGGCUACAGACGCAACGCCCCGCUCAGCGACUACCUCGCCAUCGAGCAGCUCGUGGCGUCCUUAGUAGAAACCGUGUCCUGCGGCGGGAACCUGCUGAUGAACGUGGGCCCCACGCUGGACGGAAGGAUCGCGCCCAUCUUGGAGGAGCGCCUGCGCCAGAUGGGCCGGUGGCUGGGGGUCAACGGCGAGGCCAUCUACAACAGCAGCGCCUGGCGGGCUCAGAACGACAGCGUCACGCCCGGCGUCUGGUACACGUCCAGACCGAGGGAAGAGCUCAUCUUUGCCAUUUUCCUCUCGUGGCCCCAAGAUGGCGCUUUAAUCCUGAGUGAACCUGAGGUCACACCUGGACACACUCAGGUGGCGCUCUUGGGGCACGGCCCCCUGCAGUGGGAGCCCACCAAGGCCGGAGGACUGCGGGUCAUCUUGCCCCAGCUGUCCUUCAGCCAGAUGCCCUGUCAGUGGGCCUGGACCCUCCGGCUGACGGGUGCCAGCUGAUGGACUGAAGACCACCCAAAUACUGGACUACAACGCAGUCUGACCACCCAAAUACUGGACUACAACGCAGUCUGACCACCCAAAUACUGGACUACAACGCAGUCUGACCACCCAAAUACUGGACUACAACACAGUCUGACCACCCAAAUACUGGACUACAACACAGUCUGACCACCCAAAUACUGGACUACAACACAGUCUGAUCACCCAAAUACUGGACUACAACACAGUCUGACCACCCAAAUACUGGACUACAACACAGUCUGACCACCCAAAUACUGGACUACAACGCAGUCUGACCACCCAAAUACUGGACUACAACACAGUCUGACCACCCAAAUACUGGACUACAACACAGUCUGACCACCCAAAUACUGGACUACAACGCAGUCUGACCACCCAAAUACUGGACUACAACACAGUCUGACCACCCAAAUACUGGACUACAACACAGUCUGACCACCCAAAUACUGGACUACAACACAGUCUGACCACCCAAAUACUGGACUACAAUGCAGUCUGACCACCCAAAUACUGGACUACAACACUGUCUGACCACCCAAAUACUGGACUACAACGCAGUCUGACCACGCAAAUACUGGACUACAACACAGUCUGACCACCCAAAUACUGGACUACAAUGCAGUCUGACCACCCAAAUACUGGACUACAACACUGUCUGACCACCCAAAUACUGGACUACAACACCCAAAUACUGGACUACAACACCCAAAUACUGGACUACAACACAGUCUGACCACCCAAAUACUGGACUACAACACCCAAAUACUGGACUACAACACAGUCUGACCACCCAAAUACUGGACUACAACGCAGUCUGACCACGCAAAUACUGGACUACAACACAGUCUGACCACCCAAAUACUGGACUACAAUGCAGUCUGACCACCCAAAUACUGGACUACAACGCAGUCUGACCACGCAAAUACUGGACUACAACACCCAAAUACUGGACUACAACACCCAAAUACUGGACUACAACACAGUCUGACCACCCAAAUACUGGACUACAACACCCAAAUACUGGACUACAACACCCAAAUACUGGACUACAACACAGUCUGACCACCCAAAUAC